Messenger RNA from Ambispora leptoticha, 349 nucleotides. Lineage: Eukaryota; Fungi; Glomeromycota; Glomeromycetes; Archaeosporales; Ambisporaceae. The record is from the annotation of a GenBank genome assembly.
GCUCAACAAGCAGAGGGGGUUCAGGUCGAAAACCAGUUAGAUAUCGUGCUGGUACGAAAGUGCUUCGUGAAAUUCGAAAGUACCAGCAAUCUACGAGUUUAUUAUUAAGGAAAUUGCCAUUUGCUCGAGUCGUUCGUGAAAUCGCUGUGGAUAUGAUGACUAGCGGUGACGGGGCUGGAUUGAGAUGGCAAAGUAGUGCACUUUUAGCAUUACAGGAAGCGACGGAAGCGUUUCUUGUUCAUUUAUUUGAAGAUGCAAAUCUUUGUGCAAUUCACGCAAAACGUGUCACGAUUAUGCAAAAGGAUAUUCAAUUAGCAAGGCGAAUUCGGGGUCCGUGGGGUGGUUUGGG